Hydatigera taeniaeformis is the source of this 4806-nucleotide messenger RNA. The record is from the annotation of a GenBank genome assembly. NCBI's taxonomy places the organism in Eukaryota, Metazoa, Platyhelminthes, Cestoda, Cyclophyllidea, Taeniidae.
AUGGUUCUGCAUACUGUUGGCUUUGACAUUGUGUACCCAGAUGGAUGUGCUGAAAUAGACGGAAGUCUCCGACCAGAUGAAUUGAGAAAGCGAAUCAAUGACAUAAAUGCUGCUCUACGGGAUAUGCUGCGCCAAAGUGGAAUAAAGGAUGAUUUAGUGGCGGAAGAUUCUGAAAAUCAACAUUCAGUAACUCAAACUCAGAAGCCGAUUCAAUUAGUCGGUCUUCUGCUGCAUUUGUUGUCCCACCAAUUCACUCACCAUCCUGACAUCGACAUCCGUUUGCGUAUCUGCGUAGCGGUGUGCACUUUACUGAAGCUGUUUUGCCCUACCAAUCCAUUUGAAGCUCUUUCCGAUUCACAGAAUCGCAUUGAGACGUGCUGUAAAUUAGAUGUAUUUACGUGGUGUCGCCUGUUAGACAAUGGCGAUAAGCACUUGCUUAAUUGCUUGAGGACACUGAUAGAGACUGUUAAAAAUAUUUCUAUAUGGGCUUGGUCGGAUGAGGAAACUGUGCGGCAGUUUAUUCUCAACUCACUUGUCACAUUGAUACAUCAAUCUUCCGCGCUUCUUACAAACGACGUUGUGGCAUAUUUGCUGUCCUUCCUUAUCGAACCUGCUAAAAGUUCCCAGCCCAUACAGCAUGGGCUGGUCAAGGAUUUAAUUUUACGAGCUGCUGCUCAGCUCGAGUAUCCCAUUCAAAUGCUUAUCCAAAACUCGCUUGUUUUAAGCGAUCAGAGGUAUGUUUCCACAGAUCUGGACGAGUCGGAAGCUGGUGUUUGUCCACACGACCCACUUGGAGAACAUUCGUUCAUCGUAAUUUACGCGCUUCACACAUUACAGGAAAGCUUGGUGUCUCCGAUUUUACCCUGUGUUGAGCUUAAGUUGAAGUCCAGCAUUGCUCGUGAGAGGAAAAGGGCUUUCCGCCUGCUUGCUCGCAUUUUCUCGGAACCUAACUCCACGGUUCAUCACAAGAACCCCGAGUUGUGGGCUACCUUCCUCUCCAGGUUCAAUGAUAUCGACGCUGAUGUGCGGAAUUUCUGCAUCCAGAUGGUACCUGUUAUGCUGAAGCAGAAUACUGAGUUACCGAGAGGGAAGCUAAUUGACUGCCUCAAGUCUUGUACUAUUGACAGAACGGAAUCUGUCCGUUUACUUGCCCUCAAGAUGGUAGCUACAUUGAUGCGUGAAGCGAAAGGCGAUGAGGCGGAUUCCCUAUUUGACAUAAUCUACAAUCGAUCAAGAGAUAGGUCACUUUCCGUCCGCAAAGAGGUCCUUUCCGAAUUGGCUCUGGUCUAUAAGCAGAACCUUCUAGCCACUGAGCCCAAUUUGGAUAAAAUGGUCAUGACUUUCAAUUCUAUCAUGCACAUGUAUUACCAACCGUCUGUCGAUGACAAAAUAAUAGUUGAACGACUCUUCAAAAGUUGCAUUGUCCCCUACAACUUUGAUACUAAGGAACGAGUUAAGAGUCUUUUCACCUGCUACCAACUGGCGGAUGAUGCAUCAAUCAAGGCUACGCAGGAACUUCUUAAGGUUCAGUUUGUUGGUUCUGCAAUUGUACGAGAGGCUCUUCGCAUAAUCGUUGACCACCAGGGCAAAAGGAUUAUGGGUCGAGCCAGUGCUGAAAUGGUUCGGGUCAUUCAAAAACUCUCCAGUCUACUGCCCAAGGGUGAAAAGGCAAUUGAUCAUCUGAAAAAGUUUUUCAAUGCAGUUCAUUCUGAUCGACCUCUGAGAACCAGCUGCUGUCAACUUUUUCACCCCAAUUGUUCCUCAAAGUUGGCGGCUCAGUGCAUGCAUGACGUGCUGAAGCGUAUUACGUCGCAGUCAGGAAGCGGUGGUGGGGGAGGUGAAAUAGCGCAAUACGAACAUACCGUUAAACUUCUUGUGGAGCGCUGUGCCUCUGUCCUCUUUGACGAGGCCUUCGGUCAGGAGCUCCUUACUCGUCUAGUUGUCUCAAUGGAAACUGGUUCCUCACAGAACUCUGUCAAGGAAGAGGUGAUCGGUCAGGAGUUAGUGAGGGAUUUGAGGAUUCUUCUUGCUCUCUCCGUCUACCACAAGGACACAUUACCUGCGGACGAUAUGUUCCAAUAUAUCAACGGUGUCCUUGAUGCCCAUCGAAGCACCCUCGUUCCCGAUGUUCCCGCUGAAAGCACUUCGACUGAGGAUCCCAGUUCACCGGUUGAAUUAUGUCUCCAAGUUCUAUGUUGCCUCCUUGGUGGUGGUCCAAUCUAUGGCCCAAAAGAUGCAGGUGGUAGUGGGGCCUCUCUGGAGCAGCAAGUGGUUAAUUUUCAGACCUCUUUGGAAGAUGCAGAGGCAUCAGCGUCAACGGAGGGAGAGAAGCGACACAAGGGGGCCAAGCCUGCCACCAAGCGUUCCCGUAGCGCCAGUCUCUUCUACUCUGGCAGUGGAGAGCAGCUCUAUGAACAAACACUUCAAAUCCUUCCAUUUCUAUAUAACUUCUGUACCUCUGGGCUCACCGCCGCCUAUCCACCCAUCCCCAUCGCUGAUAGCCAUAAAUUCACUCCUCCUGCCAAGGCGAAACGUCAGCGCCGGGGAGAAAAAGAUCCAACAGUGGAUGAGGCAACAGAAGAUUUAGUGACCGUGGGUCAAGCCGGUUUGGCGUGGCGUCGGGAGAAGCGACGGGCCAAAUUAUCUGUUCGAGUGCUGCGUCAGCUGCUUUCCGUAGUUCAUGCUCUCGCUGGGAUGCAUUCAACUUUUCCUAAAGGGCCUGUCUCGUCUCUUGAUACUCCGCGUCAGGAUAGCGACGUCAAUGAGGAGGAAGAGGAGGAAAUAGAAAACAAGACGAAGACGAUCACUACUACUGAAAGUGACGGCGCCUUAUUAGCGGAAGAAUGUGAGAAUGAUCUCGAUUCGGUGUGCUCUGAGGCACCUAGAAUGGCGAAUCUGGAGGUGAAGAUUCAGCAAACUCUGGACGACAUCGUAAAGACGUGCCUGGCUUGUGAGAUCACCAGUUCUGACUACAUCGCCUGUUUGACCACUUUAAGUCAUGUGGGUCUGUUGUUUCCGGGUGUGUACAAUCGUCAGUUGAAACCCCUCAUGACGGGUCACUUAAUUCCAAACCUUCUGACCAAAGAUGGAGAUACAGAGACACAAACAACGACAAGAACAGGAAAGAGGGGUGGAAGAAGACAGAAGGCGCCGAUAGAAACUGAGAACAGCAGCAAAGAAGGUGCACAGCCCUCUGACUGGACUCUAGAUGGCAACCUUUCCCUUCUCACUCGUGCAAAGAUAGCAGCGGUGAAACUGAUGGCCAAUUGGUUGGUGGGGCUGAAACUGCAAAAUAAACAGGUCGCCCAGAUCAUCAUUCGUCUCAUUCAUCGUAUUAUCGUGCAUGAUGGUGACUUGACGUGCAACGGCCAAAUGAGCCUUGGUGACAUGUCUCGAAUGCGUCUUGUGGCCGCGACCUCCUGGUUGAAGAUUGCUCAUUUUCAAUUCUACGCUGAGGUUAUUGAAGUCGGUUGGUAUCAGUCCAUGUCCUACGUUAUGUGUGUACGUCUCAUUGCAUUUCCUUCACUUUCACGCUGCCUCGAUUCGCUACCACUUCGUUUUGGCACUGCUAUCGGUCGCUGUUGGUUGUCAAAGCAGCAUAGCAUCUACUCCGAUCAAGAAUUACGAGACUGUCAGUCCUUGGUGACUCAUCGAAUUGCUUUUCCUCUUCCUUGUGCUGCACAGGAUCCCUGUAGCAACGUACGAUCCCACUUCCUUGGAGUGUUGCAUCAAGGACUAAUUCAGCUCAAACUUCCCCUCGAAUACAUGGCCAUGUUUGCCCACGCUGCCGACGUGUCUGAACUGGCCUUUCGCCAACGUGCAAAACAGUUCCUUGCAGCCAAUGUCAAGCAGCGCAGAGAGUUCCUAGCCAAGCAUGAACUUCUCUUUGCUCUUCUGCCUGACUUUGUGUUGGCUUAUACCAUUCACUUGCUGGCUCAUGAUCCAGACUGGGAGAAGCCGGAUGAUGUGACUCGUCUUACCGUCGUGAAAUCUGCACUCUGGUUUAUUAUGGAACCCAUCAUGGCUGGUGGCAACAACUACACUUUUCUGCGACAGUUGUUGGAAAAGAUCAAACAUUCACAGGACGCCCUCUGUCCCACGGACGAGAACAUCAACACAAAAAUCUACAUCGCCUGCGACAUAUCUCUGGGACUUUUGCUCACCCGUUGUACCAACAUAGUGUGGAAAGGGUGCCAAUUUGAGAUAAAGCUGCCGCGUACUCUCUUCCUUCGCGCACCUGCCUCUUUCUCCAACCCCGACUUUGCGCAGCUCUGUCGUGGAGAGGGUGGUAGUCCCCUAGUCACCUUUACACCAUGCAAAAAUGCCAAAGCCGUAAAGGACGGCCUCAUUCCGCCUCAGUUUCUUCGAGUCAAGAAUCCUACUAACAAACAGCGUUCUCAACAACCGCAACAUCCAUCAGUUGGGGACAACUCAGAGAUUGUAGACGAGGGUGAGAGCACGAAGGAGGAGAUAGAAGUAGUGGCACCAACUACGGAAGCGAACAGCGACGGUGAUACCGAUGAUGAGGAUCUAGCAACAUCUGGCCCUGAUAAUGCAUCAUUAGGAGAGGAAAUGCCUGGAGAGAAGCGGCGAAACAAAGAUACCAAGGCCUCGGGUACUGUAAUUCCGAAACGUGUUAAAAAAUCCAAGCAAAAAGAAAAAAAAGAGGUUGGAAAGUUGAGGCAGACCAAGCUUCCUUUUGCGGAGAAGGGCAAAGGCGUAGGAAGUCGUCCGAACCCACGCGUUUCCAAAUCGUCGACCUCGUCUGGCAUUGCUUUGCGGCGAUCGACGAGGCGGACCAAGUGA